AUGGGGGUCGAGGAUCAUGAUCUGAAGCCGGUGCAAUCCACACGGUCGAUCGCGGAGAAUUUUUCACCUCUCCGCGAGACACUGUUCGUCACGCUGGUAUGCAUGGCACAAUUCAUGACACAGACUAAUGUCGGCGUUUGUCUUCCAAGUCUCGAUAUUCUGGGAGAGAGCUACGGGAUCAAUGAUCCUGGUAUUUUAAGUUGGAUCCUAGCAGGUUACUCGUUGACCGUCGGCACCUUCAUCAUCAUUUUCGGAAGAUGUGGUGAUCUCUUCGGAUAUCGCCGAAUGUUCCUCAUUGGAUUCAUAUGGCUCGCAGUCUGGUCGCUGGUCGCUGGAGUCAGUAUUUAUUCAAAUUAUAUCCUUUUCAUCAUCGCGCGUGUGCUGCAGGGUAUCGGCAGUGCGAUGCUAUUGCCCAACGGACUGGCUAUUUUGGGUGCGACUUAUCCGCCCGGGAAGAAAAAGGCCAUGAUUUUCGCCCUAUUUGGCGCUGUUGCUCCUAACAGUGCUCUUCUUGGAGCCGUUUUUGGAGCUAUCUUCGCGCAGCUUGCCUGGUGGCCGUGGACAUUCUGGACUCAGGCCAUCGUGUCAGUUGUUUGUGCUAUUUUAGGUUUUAUUGUUGUGCCCUCAAUUCAUCAUAAUGACCAAGAGAAAAUCAGCACUUUUUCUCAUCUUCUCAAGGCACUCGACGCGACGGGAGCAGCUUGUGGGAUCGGUGGACUAGUUCUGGUGAAUAUUGCCUGGAAUCAAGCACCCGUCGCCGGUUGGAGCACACCAUACGUCUAUGUGCUUUUAAUUCUCGGAAUCCUGUUACUUGCCGCAUUUUUUGUUAUCGAAUUCCGGUUUGCGGAGCACCCUCUUAUUCCAUUUCAUGCAUUCAGCCGUGACGUUUCAUUUGUUUUGGGCUGCGUCGCAUGUGGCUGGGGCGCCUUCGGCACCUGGAUUUGGUAUUUCUGGCGUUUUGAAAUCGAGUUUCGGAAAGCAAGUCCACUUCUAGCAUCUGCCCAGUUUGUCCCAGUCUCUCCAAUGGGUAUCGCUGCUUGUUUCGUUACGGGUUUCUUAAUAGCUCGAUUGCGCCCAGGGUGGAUCAUGAUCAUGUCGAUGACCGCAUUCACGCUGGGGAAUAUCCUCACCGCAAUCGCGCCAGUGAACCAGACUUACUGGGCUCUGACUUUUAUCUGCCUUCUCGUUAUUCCCUGGGGUAUGGAUAUGUCUUUCCCUGCGGCGACAUUGAUGCUGUCCAAUUCCGUGGAAAGAAAACACCAGGGAAUCGCUGCAUCAUUAGUGACGACAGUCGUCAACUACAGUAUUUCAUUAAGCCUUGGCUUUGCAGGCACUGUGGAAACACACGUCAACAAUGGGGGAAAGACACCGGAAGAUGUCCUGAAGGGUUACCGUGGAGCACUGUACUUUUCAACCGGGCUCGGGGGGGUUAGGCAUUUUCCUCAGCGCGAUCUUCACGAUGAAGUGUUAUUGGGAGGACAGCCGGUCAAAGCAAGGCGGGAAGGCGGAGGAUUCGGAGGGAUCGCUCUCGUCUGA
Molecule: messenger RNA, 1536 nt
Organism: Penicillium waksmanii
Lineage: Eukaryota; Fungi; Ascomycota; Eurotiomycetes; Eurotiales; Aspergillaceae
Product: MFS transporter
Exons: 1
Coding region: 1-1536 (511 amino acids)
Biological process (GO): transmembrane transport
Cellular component (GO): membrane
Molecular function (GO): transmembrane transporter activity
Source: RefSeq, a predicted model, not a curated record